UAUUAAUUAUAUAUGUUCAAGUUCAAUAAUAAAAAUAAACAUUAUACUACUUGUGCAUGUAUAUUGUAUAGUGUAUACAUUUAUGUUAAAAAAUUUUUAAUUAUAAAAUAUUGCUUUACAACUAAAGCUGAGUUUUAUUUUACCAUAUAUUUAAGUUAUGACUCAUUCUAAAUCUAAUACAACUUUCAUUAUUUUUAAAGCUUAUUCAGAAGAAAAUGACCCAAUAGAUCCAUAUAUAAACAUUUUAAAAAAUGAAGGAUAUGAAGCUAAUUUAGUACCUACUUUAGAAUUUGAAUAUCAUAACUUUGAUGUGCUUAAUCACAAACUACAAAAGCCACAAGAUUAUUCUGGUAUGGUUAUAACAAGUCCAAGAUGUGUACGCGGAAUUGUUAAGUGUUUGGCCGAUAGUAAGCUAGAUGAAAAUUGGCAUAAGAAACCUAUGUUUGUAGUUGGAGAAACAACAUCUCGGCUAGUAAACAAAGAACUUGGUUUUGAGCCAAUUGGAGCUGAUAGUGGCAAUGCCAUGGCUUUGAUACCUAUUAUUUUAAAAUAUGAAUUAAGUAAACCAUUAUUAGCUCCAUGUGGAAAUCUAAAUCUAAAUAUACUAUCAGAUAAUAUAAAAACUGUUAAAUUUGAGAAUAUAGAAGUUUACCGGACUAUACCACAUAAUAAUUUAAAGACAAAUUUAAAUAUGUUAUUGAGUCAAAUUAAAAACCAAAUAGGAGUUAUUUUUUUUAGUCCUUCUGGCUUUCGUGCAAUAUUAGAUUUGAUGCCAAAACAAUUAUUUAGUCAAUUACAUAUAUUUGCUAUUGGUCCUACUACAGGUGCUGCUAUUAAGGAAGCUGGUUUUAUUUUAACUGGGGCAUGUGAAAAACCAAAACCAGAGUCUAUGUUAGAGAUGAUACAGUCAUUUAUUAAAUAAUUUACUGACUUAUCUAAAUUAAUAUGUAACUAAGUUACCGGCUACAAUACCAUUGCUUUUUACACUUGGAGCACCUAUUUUUUGCUGGUUGUCUACAAUGAGCGCAAAUAUUUUCCUUGGCUUCAAAAUCAUCAAUAUGUUCAUAUGUUUCACUCAGUCUAGAAAAAAAAUAAAACAGUGAUAUCUCUCAGCUAUAUUAUUUUCAAGUCCUGAGAAAUGUGAUAGGUGUAUACAAUUUGAUUUCAAUGAUUAAUUAUUGUAUGAAUAACAAUUCUAAGCAAACUGUCUAGAAUAUAUAAAUUGUCAGUGUACAUAGGUAUUUCAAAAUAAUUUGCAAUUUUAACAAAUUUUGUGAACAUUUAAAAGUUUAUAACUUAUAAAACAGUGGUGACCAAUCCAUUAUUAACCAGCCCGUCAAAGUGAUUAAAAUUAAAAAAUAUAUAUAUUCUAAAAAUGUAAUGUUUAUAAAAUAUUUCCUGUCUUAUUGUAUUAUUGUCAAUUACAUAUAUUUAUAUUUUAUUUUAUUACAAGCAAUAUAUAAUAAAUAAUUAAAUUUAUUAA
Molecule: messenger RNA, 1483 nt
Organism: Rhopalosiphum padi (bird cherry-oat aphid)
Lineage: Eukaryota; Metazoa; Arthropoda; Insecta; Hemiptera; Aphididae
Product: uroporphyrinogen-III synthase-like
Exons: 5
Coding region: 158-922 (254 amino acids)
Biological process (GO): uroporphyrinogen III biosynthetic process
Molecular function (GO): uroporphyrinogen-III synthase activity
Source: RefSeq, a predicted model, not a curated record